AUGAUAUUUUGGUUACUAAUACUCUCAACAUUAGGUGUAAAGUGUUCAAAAGGGUUAUAUGAAUAUAAUAAUAAUUGUUUACCAAUGUGUGGUGAUGAAAUACUUGCAGGGUGGGAAGAGUGUGAUGGAGGAAGUGGUUGUGAACUGAAUUGUUCAUGUGCUUUUGGAUGGAAAAGAGAUUAUAAAGGAGGAUGUGUUCCAUCUUCAAAUGGUUUAAGUGUUGGGUUUAGUUUUGUGAUUGAACUUGAAAAAGAUGUUAUUUUGAAAGAGAAUUUAUUCCGAUAUGAACUUGAAAAUGAAAUAUUUAAUGCAUAUAAUUAUGAACUUAAAAACUCAUACACAAACAUUUCUAUGUCUAGAGAUGAAGUUAUUGUAAAAGCUUUUACUAAAGACCAAAUCAAUAACAAAACAAUUGAAGUUAAAUUUAAGUUAACUGGUAGUUCAACUGAAGUUCCUGUUUAUGUAGAUUACUUUAAUUAUAUGAUUUCAAAUUAUUCUUCAUUCUGGUAUAGUCAAAACUCAACAUACUUAAAAGUUAUUAACCCUAUUGAACCAGUUCAUAUUUUUUAUCAAGUUGAUCCAGCAGAAUUUAAUGGAAUUAUCCCGGUAGUGAUAUUAUUCAGUGUUCUCUCAAUUCUUAUUUUAAUUUAA
Molecule: messenger RNA, 651 nt
Organism: Entamoeba dispar SAW760
Lineage: Eukaryota; Evosea; Mastigamoebida; Endamoebidae
Exons: 2
Coding region: 1-651 (216 amino acids)
Source: RefSeq, a predicted model, not a curated record